Messenger RNA from Raphanus sativus (radish), 827 nucleotides. Its product is annotated as germin-like protein subfamily 1 member 13. Gene Ontology annotation, cellular component: cell wall. Gene Ontology annotation, molecular function: manganese ion binding. The record is from RefSeq and is a predicted model, not a curated record. Lineage: Eukaryota; Viridiplantae; Streptophyta; Magnoliopsida; Brassicales; Brassicaceae. Bases 46 to 714 code for a protein of 222 amino acids. The transcript has 2 exons.
AAAAUAACAAAUCUUUAAGCACAUUGACUUAACCUUCUGUCUGAAAUGAAGGUUUCUCAGUCUAUCAUCACUAUUAUCACCUUAGCAUUGAUCAUGCCCUUUAGCAAUGCUUAUGAUCCCAGUCCUCUCCAAGACUUCUGUGUGGCCGUUAAUAACCUCAACGGUGGUGUUUUCGUGAAUGGUAAAUUCUGUAAGGAUCCGAAGCAAGUGAAGGCAGAAGACUUUUUCUACUCAGGCCUCAACAUGGCUGGAAACACCGAUAACAAAGUCAAAUCCAAUGUAACAACAGUGAAUGUUGAUCAGAUUCCAGGGCUAAACACUAUGGGAAUAUCCUUAGUUCGCAUAGACUACGCGCCAUACGGCCAAAACCCACCUCAUACGCACCCACGUGGCACUGAGAUCCUUGUCCUAAUCGAGGGAACAUUAUAUGUCGGUUUUGUUUCUUCCAAUCAAGACAAUAACCGUUUAUUCACCAAAAUUUUGCAUCCCGGGGAUGUGUUCGUGUUCCCAAUAGGAAUGAUCCAUUUUCAAGUGAACGUCGGAAAAACUCCUGCGGUGGCCUUUGCAGGAUUAAGUAGCCAGAACGCUGGUGUCAUCACUAUCGCAGAUACUGUGUUUGGAUCAAACCCUCCGAUUAAUCCAGAAGUUCUGGCUCAAGCGUUCCAGUUGGAUGUCAAUGUUGUCAAAGACCUUGAGGUCAAGUUUAAGAACUGAAGUCAUUAAGAGUGUACCGUUGUAACACUCAAAAUAAUAAUGUAAUACGAAUUAAAAGUUAUACUACCUAAUAAAAUAAAAUAUGGUGUUGUAUUCACCUAAUUGAUACAGUA